Molecule: messenger RNA, 1618 nt
Organism: Triticum dicoccoides
Lineage: Eukaryota; Viridiplantae; Streptophyta; Magnoliopsida; Poales; Poaceae
Product: solute carrier family 25 member 44-like
Exons: 1
Coding region: 255-1244 (329 amino acids)
Biological process (GO): transmembrane transport
Source: RefSeq, a predicted model, not a curated record
AUAUUCACUUACCCCCUCGGGAUCCCGAAUAAUCGCACUCCCCACGCCGCCUCCCACUUUCCCCCACUUCCAAGGACCCGAGUGCCGCAAUCCCCUUCUCCCUCCUCGCCGGAGAAGCUUUCUUCCUUCCGCAGACGGCCGGCGCUGCGAUGGCGUGAUAUGGAUCUUGUAACCGUGGACUGAGUUGAUUGGAUGAUUGCGUUUUCUCUCGUUGCCGCGGAGCAGCAGCAGCAGCAGAGGGGGGUGGCAUCAGGAUGAGCUUCAGCGUUGCGGGCAUGGAGAAGGAGCGCGGCGCGGCGGCGGCGGUGGAGGAGAUCCGGCGCCUACCGGCGGAGGUCAACUGGGAGAUGCUCGACAAGUCCCGCUUCUUCGUCCUCGGCGCCGCGCUCUUCUCCGGCGUCUCCGCCGCGCUCUACCCGGCCGUCGUCGUCAAGACGCACCUGCAGGUCGCGCCGCCCCCGCAGGCCGCCGCCGCCACCGUCAGGGCCAUCCUCGGCCGCGACGGCCUCCGGGGCUUCUACCGCGGCUUCGGCGCCUCGCUGGCCGGCACCGUCCCCGCGCGCGCGCUCUACAUGGCCGCGCUCGAGGCCACCAAGAGCUCCGUCGGGUCCGCGGCCGUCCGGUUCGGCGUCUCCGAGCCCGCGGCGUCGGCGGUCGCCUCGGCCGCGGCGGGGGUCUCGGCCGCCGUCGCCGCGCAGGUGGUGUGGACCCCGGUCGACGUCAUCAGCCAGCGGCUGAUGGUCCAGACCUCCGCCGCCUGCCGCUACGCCGGCGGCGCGGACGCGUUCCGGAAGAUCCUCGCGGCCGACGGCGUCCGCGGCCUGUACCGCGGCUUCGGCCUCUCCAUCAUCACCUACGCGCCGUCCAACGCGGUGUGGUGGGCGUCCUACGCCAUGGCGCAGCGCUUCGCGUGGCGCGUGGUGGGCGCGGACCGCUCCGAGAGCUACCCGGCCCUGAUGGCCGUGCAGGGCGCCAGCGCGGCCGUGGCCGGGGGCGCGGCGGCGCUGGUGACCAUGCCGCUGGACACGGUGAAGACGCGGCUGCAGGUGAUGGAGACGGACGCGGCGGUGGCGCGGCCGACGCUGGGGAGCACCAUGCGGGGCCUGCUCAAGGAGGGCGGGUGGGCAGCGUGCUACCGCGGGCUGGGGCCGAGGUGGGGCUCCAUGUCGCUCUCCGCCGCCACAAUGGUCACCACCUACGAGCUCCUCAAGCGGCUGUCGGCCAAGGAGGGCUCCCUGGGCUAGAUCGACCCUUCUCACCACUACUACUACUACCAGUAGCGCCGUCGUUCACCAGGUGACUCGGACCAAACUGGCCCCGAAGCGAGAUCGAUCCGUGAAGGUGCUGCCCGGCCGGCCUCAAUUAGUUAGGUUUCUUGUACAUAUGCUCAAGAUCUUUUGCUUCAUUUCUCGUUUGGGUUCGUCGAUCUGGUGCUAUAGAGGGAUGGAUGGCGAAGAACAAGCACUAGAAGGUGGGUGGGGUUUUAGGAUGCCAGGUUUUGCUGGUUAUGCCCAUGGUGGCGGCGCCGCCGCCGCCGCCGAUGAUGAUGAUGAAAAAUUAGCUGAUUUUCAGUAACUUCUUAUAAACCACUGCUACUACUUCAUCAGUUUCUUUGUCA